GUAUAUGCGAUACUUCACGAAGUUCGACCUUGCUCAGUGUCUGCAGAGGUCAUUCAAAAAGCAGCAGGAUGUCGUGCCCUUGCUCGGGAAAAACCGAUCCGAAACAAGCAAAAUACACGAUUGUUAUGGUGAGGCAUGGAGAGAGCGAAUGGAAUCAGAAAAAUCUCUUCUGUGGGUGGUAUGAUGCCAACUUGAGUGAGAAAGGUCAGCAAGAAGCUACAAAUGCAGGGAAGGCUUUAAAGGAUGCUGGUUAUAAGUUUGAUAUCGCCCAUACUUCAGUUUUAACCCGAGCGCAAAAGACUCUUGAAGCCAUACUGAAAGAAAUUGGUCAGACAGAUUUGCCGGUGGAAAAGACAUGGCGUUUAAAUGAGCGGCACUAUGGCGGACUCACGGGGCUCAAUAAAGCAGAGACAGCUGCAAAAUAUGGAGAAGAGCAGGUGCAGAUAUGGCGACGAAGCUUUGAUGUUCCUCCCCCUCCAAUGGAUGAAGAAAAUCCGUAUUACAAGACAAUAUUGGAAGAUCCUCGAUAUGUAAAUGGUCCUAAGAAGGAAGAGUUUCCCAUGUUUGAAUCUUUGAAGCUGACAAUUCAAAGAACAUUACCAUACUGGAAUGAUGUUAUAGUGCCGCAGCUUAAAGCUGGGAAAAGGAUAUUGAUAGCUGCUCAUGGAAAUAGUUUAAGAGGAAUUGUAAAACAUUUGGAUGAAAUGUCAGAUGAAGCAAUUAUGGGUCUGAAUCUGCCAACUGGAAUACCAUUUGUAUAUGAAUUAGAUGCCAAUUUAAAACCAGUUGUUUCGAUGAAGUUUUUGGGAGAUGAGGCUACAGUGAAAGCAGCAAUGGAAGCAGUUGCAGCUCAAGGAAAAACGAAAUAAAAUCUAUAAACUUAUGUAAAUUAUAAAAGGUAACUUAUUUAUUUUAUUGUAUGUAUGUGAAAUGUGAUAGUAAAUUAUGAAUUUUGAAGGCAUAAUUAAAACCUGUUGCUGAGCUGCUGUCUCAUAAUUGAUAUUUAUGAAAAAAAGGAUUGUUGAGAAUAAAUUGGGUACAACUUUUAUGCUCUUCAGACCACACCUACUAAAACCUUUGUCAUGUAAAAUAUAUACUACCAGAUAUGUUUUGGUAGAUAGAGAAAUUGUAAGACCAGUAUAGUGAGAGGUAAAAUAAAUGUUACCUGUUGAAAUAUUAAUUUUAAUUACAUAAUAAAGAUGUCACAAUA
Messenger RNA from Schistocerca americana (American grasshopper), 1210 nucleotides. Its product is annotated as phosphoglycerate mutase 2. Bases 69 to 869 code for a protein of 266 amino acids. The transcript has 4 exons. Gene Ontology annotation, molecular function: intramolecular phosphotransferase activity. NCBI's taxonomy places the organism in Eukaryota, Metazoa, Arthropoda, Insecta, Orthoptera, Acrididae. Gene Ontology annotation, biological process: glycolytic process. The record is from RefSeq and is a predicted model, not a curated record.